AGCUCGUUAGGAAAACUAAAAAUGCCUGUUUUCGGUGGAGGGGGAGCCGGAUAGAGUGAAGUUAGUAAUCAAUAAACGCUGUACUGUCAUUUAAAUGGCGUAAUUUAUUUUAUUUUAUUAUCCCUGUGUCUUGCAUUCUCGAUUGCCUUGCUAGUACACACCCAUGGACAUUCCAAAACAAGCGAGCAGAUUGAACUUAUCAAAAACGCCAACUGGUAACAAUUUCUACGGUUCGACACCUGGCGGUACAAAGAUAGUUUACAGUAGAGACCAGUUGUUGUCCUUGGCUAGCAGCCCACUCUCUCAUACACCUCCUAAGGGUCUCAGUCACUUCCCAGCCGCUAUGUCACGUUCUGAGCACAAACCGGUUGAGCUAGCACAACCAGGAAAGGAAGCGACGAAAACUAACGAGGAUACUACAUUCGAAAUGGAUGACUAAGAUACCUGUUGUUGUACACUUUGUAAUAUUUCCCUAUAUUUCUCCUUAUCCAUACCAGAUGCGUAGGUAUUUCUCGAGUGCUUGGACGGACCCUUAACUUUGUGUUCUAAAAGGAGUUUCGAGACUCUCUUUUUACCAAAAGCACGCUCCAAUAAGUGUAUCUCCUUCUUAUCCUUCUUGUUCAAUCCAGACUUUAUUUGUUUGUACUCGUUGAGUGACUGAGUCGUUGAUUCAAGCACCCGCCUAGCUUCAUCCUCAGCGUCUGCAGACGGUUGAUUCUGCUUUAUGAGAUGUUCAGCUACCAAUAUUGACCAUGGCUUAUCGAUUUCUGCGUUACGCUCUACGUAUGGCUUCAAAACGUGUUCUUCUUUGUGGAAAUUAGCUGGUGCAACGAAGACUCUAGCUUUUUUAUCGUCUAUAAUGAAAGUAUUGCUUGAUUUUCCUGCAUGUUUACCGACAGGGCCAGUUCUGUAUCCAUCAAUAUAACCCGUUCUUGUACCUUUAUAAUACUCUUUAUUACCACCUUUAGUCGUUAAUUGCGUACGUCUAGCGCCUAAUCUAACAAAACUCGAAAACAUCCUGGUAGAUC
Wallemia mellicola CBS 633.66 is the source of this 1028-nucleotide messenger RNA. RefSeq lists its product as hypothetical. Gene Ontology annotation, biological process: negative regulation of translational initiation. NCBI's taxonomy places the organism in Eukaryota, Fungi, Basidiomycota, Wallemiomycetes, Wallemiales, Wallemiaceae. The record is from RefSeq and is a predicted model, not a curated record. Gene Ontology annotation, molecular function: eukaryotic initiation factor 4E binding. Gene Ontology annotation, cellular component: cytoplasm. The transcript has 3 exons. Bases 164 to 439 code for a protein of 91 amino acids.